Vicia villosa (hairy vetch) is the source of this 852-nucleotide messenger RNA. RefSeq names its product pathogenesis-related thaumatin-like protein 3.5. Gene Ontology annotation, biological process: defense response. Gene Ontology annotation, cellular component: extracellular region. The record is from RefSeq and is a predicted model, not a curated record. Lineage: Eukaryota; Viridiplantae; Streptophyta; Magnoliopsida; Fabales; Fabaceae.
AUGGCAUUACACUUUCAAAUGAUUCUACCUAUCUCAUUGGUUCUUGUCAUCAUUUUAUCAGGUGAAAGAACAUGUGAAUCAGCAAGAGUAUUUAUUAUAGUAAACUAUUGCAAGGAGACUCUUUGGUCAGCUGUAUUCCUGGGUGAAAAUUUCAACGGCGGAGGAUUCGUCCUUAAACAAGGACAAUCCUCCGUACUCAACGCUCCAGUCAGUUGGAGCGGACGAAUUUGGGCUCGAACAGGUUGCAACUUCGACCAAAACGGAGACGGACAAUGCCAAAUCGCUGCAUGCAGGACCACUUAAAAAUGUGGAGGCGCGGGAAAAACCCCGGCGUCACUAGCCGAAUUCACGCUCGCUAACCCUGACUUCUACGAUGUUAGUCUCGUCGAUGGCUUCAACGUAUCGAUUUUCGUUAAGCCGAUAAACAGAAAAAGAAACUGCUCGACGGCAGGCUGCGAUUCCGAUCUUAAAUCAACCUGUCCCAAAGAACUUUCCGUUAAGUCUAACAGAAAGACCGUCGGGUGCCGAAGUGCUUGUGAUGUGUUUGAUACAGAUGAGUAUUGCUGUAGAGGGAAUUUCGGAAACCCUUCGACUUGUAAACCGACAUUUUAUUCGAAGAAAUUCAAGGAGGCUUGUCCAACUUCUUAUAGUUAUGCUUAUGAUGAUCCAACUAGUAUUUUCACAUGCACUGGAACAGAUUAUAUCAUUGCUUUCUGUGCUGACAGGAAAAAACAGAUGUGCACUUACCAUGAUCAUAACCUUAAGUGUAGUGGAUCACAGGGCUUGAAGUUGUUGAUUGGAAGGUGGUGGAUGGGAAUAUUCAUAAUGGUGUUUUCAGUUCUUGGAUUCUAA